This is a messenger RNA of Anarrhichthys ocellatus (wolf-eel), 4901 nucleotides long. RefSeq names its product RAB11 binding and LisH domain, coiled-coil and HEAT repeat containing (gene relch). Gene Ontology annotation, cellular component: recycling endosome; trans-Golgi network. The coding region runs from base 80 to 3670 and encodes 1196 amino acids. The transcript has 31 exons. NCBI's taxonomy places the organism in Eukaryota, Metazoa, Chordata, Actinopteri, Perciformes, Anarhichadidae. Gene Ontology annotation, biological process: intracellular cholesterol transport. Gene Ontology annotation, molecular function: protein binding. The record is from RefSeq and is a predicted model, not a curated record.
AGCUUGAUAUCCAUUCAGGAAGAGGCGGUUCUGGUUAGCUUAGCUAGCUUAGCGUGCUAAGAAUCCUUAUAGUGCAAAAAUGGCGUCGGUCAACCCGUUCAAUCUCAGUGAUUCUGAGGAGGAGGCUGAACGGCGACCCAAUGAAACAGUUGACACAGAGAGAGGUCCCAGUGAUGGGGCGCCAGGGCCGCCGCCAGGUAAUUCUUUCUCUCCGCCUGCGGACGCCGAGCCCCCGACACUUCUGCUGUCUAGCAACCGGACGAGCCCCAGUGGUGAGGGCUCGGUCUCGAUCGCGGCCACCACCGCUAUGGCAGGCACCACCGAGACACGGAUAUCGGUGGACGGUAUUGCUGCACAGCUAUUACGGGACCAAUACAUCCUCACGGCCCUGGAGUUUCACACCGAACUGUUGGAAGCAGGCAGAGAGCUUCCGAGGCUGAGGGAUUAUUUCUCUAACCCUGGCAACUUCGAGCGUCAGAGCGGCACUCCGCCUGCCAAAGAUCAGGUACUCGGACCUGGAGGACCGCUGAAUCGAGCAAACAGCAUCAGCACCUUGGACUCUCUGGACUUUGCCCGUUACUCAGAUGACGGCAACCGAGAGUCGGACGAGCGACUGGCAGUGCUGGAGUUUGAACUACGGAAAGCAAAGGAGACCAUUCAGGCUCUGCGCGCCAACUUGACUCAGGCAGCAGAGAGCGAAGGUCCCUCUCACGAGAGAAAAAACUUCAAGUCAAGUCCUGAAAUUCAGGAGCCUAUACGCCCACUGGAGAAAAGAGCCUUAAACUUCCUUGUAAAUGAAUAUUUAUUAAAAAAUGAACACAAACUCUCAUCCAUCACCUUCUCCGAUGAAAAUGAUGAUCAGGACUUUGAGUUGUGGGAUGAUGUCGGCCUCAACAUCCCCAAACCCCCCGACCUGUUACAUCUCUACAGGAACUGUGGUACCCCUCUCCCUUCUCCCCGGGACAUGGCUGAUGUGUCAGUAGGGGUGGAUUUUGCCGAUCUUCCAGGAAAAUGCAUUGCCCAAGAUCCCCCAAAAAAGCUUGACCUCUCACAUCAGCAGCAGACAGAAGUUGUCCAAGAGUUGGAAUACCAGAUAAGCCUCCUCAGCAAUGAGAAGCAGAGCCUCGCUGAGCAGAUCAAGAAACUGCAGAGUGAGAUUCAGACACUGAAGAGGACCGUCUCCUCCCCACCUCUGGCUACUCUGGACCUGGGCUUCCAGAAGACAUCUAACCCCUCCCCCUCAUCCACCACCACCAACACUUCCUACACUGACCCUCUCUCUGUGCCUCCUACAGAUAACGGCCAGUAUAUGGACAUCCGGGGGGUUUCAGAGUCUGAAACUAACCCGGACCCCUCCUCUACUCAGACCAUUUCACAGCCUCGCCCACAUUCCCUUCAUGCGCUUAAGAGUCGGCCUCCUGUCCAGUUUGCUCAAUCUAACAGAAAGUUAUCCCCGGCCUUCCUGCAAGCCCUGCUGUCCUUCUGCAGAAUGUGCUCCGACAGCCGCCUGGGAGCAGAGGUGUCUCGUAUAGCAGAGAGUGAGGAGAGUGUGAUGUUAAUGCUGGGCCGCUGCCUCCCUCACAUCGUCCCCAAUGUCCUUCUUGCUAAACGAGAGAGAAUGGUUGCACAUCUUUGCCAGGAGUUGAUCCCGCUCAUCUUAUGUACCGCCUGCCUUCACCCGGAGUCUAGAGAGAGGGACCAGCUCCUCCACAUCCUCUUCAACCUAAUCAAGAGACCAGAUGAUGAGCAGAGACAAAUGAUCUUGACGGGGUGUGUUGCGUUUGCGAGGCAUGUGGGUCCCACACGUGUCGAGGCUGAACUACUUCCUCAGUGCUGGGAACAGAUUAACCACAAAUAUCCAGAGAGGAGAUUGUUGGUGGCAGAGUCCUGUGGAGCCUUAGCACCAUACCUGCCUAAGGAGAUCCGUAGCUCCUUGGUGUUGUCCAUGUUGCAGCAGAUGCUCGCUGAGGAUAAGGCUGACAUGGUCAGAGAGGCUGUGGUCAAGAGUCUGGGUAUCAUCAUGGGUUACAUAGAUGAUGCCGACAAGUACUCCCAGGGUUUUGAGCUGAUGCUGCUCUCACUUGGGGACCCAUCAGAGCGGGUGGUCAGUGCAGUCCACCAGGUCUUCAUUCCUGCCUUUGCUGCCUGGACCACAGAGCUGGGCACCCUGCAAACUGCCCUCUUCCCUUCGCUGUUGGCACGUAUAGAGAAACUACUUAUGCAAGGAGAACAUGGUCUGGAUGAACACAAGCUACAUGUGUUCCUGUCGGCCCUGCAGUCUCUCAUCCCGCCUCUGUUUGCUGUGGUGCUGCAGAACGCACCCUUCACCAGCAGAGCCAAACUCAACGGAGAUAUAGCUGCAAUAGAGGUCACCCGCUUCCCAAGGCCAGCUUCUCCCCUCCAGGACGUGGCAACCAUCAUCGGCAGCAGAGAGAUGCUGAGUGCCCUGCUGCUACUCUACGACUACCAGCUAGAGCAUGAAGGAACCACUGGCUGGGACAGCCUGCUCUGGGUGGUCAACCAACUCCUUCCGCAGCUCAUAGAGAUCGUCGGUCGGAUCAAUGUGGCGUCAUCAACCUGCGUGCACGAGUUCUCUCGCUUCUUCUGGAGGCUCUGUCGCACCUUCGGCAAGAUUUUUACCAACACUAAGGUGAAACCACAGUUCCAAGAGAUCCUCCGACUAUCUGAAGAGAAUGUUGAUACUUCACCCGGGAACGAUAUUCUCACCAAAGCCACAGUCCCCAUCUAUGCCACUGGAGUGCUGACCUGUUAUAACCAGGACGAGGAUCGCAAGUUGUUAGUGGGUUUCCUGGAGGAUGUUAUGACAACCCUGUCUCUGUCCCAUGCACCUCUCGACAGCCUGAAGGCCUCCUUUGUAGAGCUGGGUGCCAACCCAGUGUACCAUGAAUUGCUGCUCACUGUUCUGUGGUAUGGGGUAGUCCAUACCUCUGCACUGGUCCGGUGUACUGCAGCACGGAUGUUUGAGCUGCUGGUGAAGGGGGUGAAUGAGACACUGGUAGCUCAGAGAGUGGUGCCGGCUCUCAUCACACUGUCCUCCGACCCUGAAAUCUCUGUGAGGAUAUCUACUAUACCUGCCUUUGGUACCAUCAUGGAGACCGUCACACAAAAAGAGCUGCUGGAGCGUGUAAAAAUGCAGCUGGCAUCAUUCCUGGAAGACCCUCAGUACCAAGAUCAGCACUCGUUGCACAUGGAGAUCAUCAGGACAUUCGGAAGAGUUGGACCUAAUGCAGAGCCACGCUUUAGAGAUGAGUUCGUGUUGCCACAUCUUCACAAGCUGGCGCUGGCUAACAACAGCCAGACGGUGGAGAGCAAGAGGAUCGACGUUGCCACCCAGCUGUUUGAGGCGUACAGCGCCCUCUCCUGCUGCUUCAUUUCUGAGGAGGUGAUGGUCAACCACUUCCUGCCCGGCCUCAGGUGUCUCCGCGCUGACAUGGAGCAGCUCUCUCCUGAGCACGAGGUUAUUCUGAGUUCCAUGAUCAAAGAGUGUGAAAUCAAGGUGGAAAACAGAGGAAUGGCUGACGCACAAGGCUCCAUGUCCAUCGCCUCCAGUUUGGUGGGUGAAGAUGCCAAGACCAAGUUCCUCAGCAAGAUGGGUCAGCUAACCACCUCUGGCGCCAUGCUGGCCAACGUCUUCCAGAGAAAGAAGUGAUCGACGACUGAUCGACAACUGCAACUAACUGACAAUCCCCCUGCUGUCUUUUGGGAGCAUUUCAUUCUACUGGGAAAAAGCAUCGGUUCAGCUUAAAGUAGAACAAAACCCAUGUGUAGAGUUUAUUCAGUUUCAAGAUAUGAAGGUUUGCUGUAAGUUCUGUUGAUUUCAAAUCUCCAGUGCAGCAGGACUCCAUGCUCUUUUAAGGUGAAGGUUUCCCCCCUCUGCUCAUUCUCCUCUCCUUAAUCCUCAGUCAUGACAAAAGCACUGUCGAUGACGAGGGAUUUGCUUUUAUGGAUGUUGUCAACAUUGUCAUUUCAGAAAGAGGGGAGAGAGAGAGGAAGACACUGAGAGCAGUGUUGAGAUGCACCCAAAGUGGUGACAAAGGACUUGUUUCUCGGGCGUUUCUGGACUUCAUAGUAUCACAGGAUUUAAUUUGAUUUCAGUGCAGUACUUCUUGUGUCGGAAGAGCUUCACUCGUCACUAGGAAACAAAACUCUGAGCACGGCCUGCUGGAUUUCAUGUAGAAUUUCAAACCCCAUCUUGGAGCAGAGAGUUGUACGAUAGAUGCAUUAACAUGCAUUUAUGAUAGAAUAAUUACUAAAAGACGACAAAGCGGCUCUGUUAAUAAUGCCUUGUACAGUGUGUCUGUACGGCUCUCAGAAGUAUUGCAUACUUGAAGCUAUGAAAAAAAAAAAAAAGUCUUGCCUUUGUUUCUUUAAAGUCUGUCACUGGUUUUUGUUUUGACAGCUUGUAUUUUAUAACUUAUUUAUGUCUUAAUGAAAAAGAAAAAAAACUAUUACAACUUCCAAAGAAAUUUGCACUUCACUUUCCUAUUUUCUAUUUUGUUCUUUGAUAUUGUCUAUAUAUAAUUUGUUUUAAUUCAGAGUCUUACACAUGAUAAACACUAUCACUACUGUUGAUGGAUUUCUUUUUUGUUUAUCCGUUUUGGCAAUGUGAAGUCGAAGAGAACACUGCUCAUAAUUAUGCCCUCUGUCCGUUGCAUCUUGUCUCUGUGUUGCAGUGUCUCAGAUAAUUGUACUUUUUUUUUUUUUUUUUUCUAAAGUGGGUAUUUGGUUCUAUUUUCGUUGUUCUUUUUCAAUAUGCUCUACGAGAAAUGAUAACUAACUGUAUCAUACACUGAACUGGAGAGGAUGGUACUCAUUAUGUAUAUUUGAAAUCGGUGUCAUGGUAUAAUAAAAGAUGGACAUGAGUUGUGUACUUAAAUAUA